UUUCGCAAGCUAAUCCGUAAGCUGCGCUUUGUGCGCUUGAUUUGUCAAGAGGACAAGUGUAGCGUAGCGAAGCGAAGCGGCAUAUACGUUACGUCGUCGUGCCGGAUGCCGCUGCAUUAACUUGUGCUUGUCGGCGUGGAAGCGCCGACUCAAACGAUUCGAGUAACGAUCGUGCCAAGGAACCAACAACCGGAAAGCUACGACGACAACGACGACGAAGACGAAGACGACGACGUCGACGACGACGACGACGACAAGAAAGAAACUAAAGAGGACGAGGAGGAAAACAACGACGAGAAGGACCGGUAGCGACGCAACGCGUAGCCGACGGCAACGUGUCGGCGAUGUGGCGAGCGUCGCAGAUCGCUGGGUGUCCGGCAGGGAUGCUCACGCGUUUCCUGACAGCGAGUAUCUUGAUGGAAGGGUGAGGAAGUCAACGUAAGAGAACCUCUCGAAGUGUGCACGUCUUUACGUGCGAGUGAAAAAGCACAAGGUCGUUUUUCUGAUCUACGUCCGAGAGGCCAUUCCGCGUCCACCAAGGACGAGUUUUACCGAGAUUCUCGUCGUUCUACGGUAGAUAAAUAAAAUUACUAUUCAACAACCAAAUAAAGAUUGCGAACGAUGGCAUCGCAAAGUCAGAUCACCGUCAACGUCGCUUCGUCCGAAAACGCGACGCCGGCGGCAAACGGACCGCCGUCGACGUCCGCGCCGUCGACCGAAUCCACCGUCCUGGCCAGCGAGAUGGCAAUUUCGGCUGUAAAGGCGCAGACUCUCGUUACCGGUGUUCAACCAUCGCAGUCACAACAGGCUAACAACAUUGAACCGCUAGAUAAAAGUUCCUCUAAUACUCUGAAGCGAAAUCCAAAAAUGGAGUUGAGCAAAACCGAUUUGCUGAAAUUGCUGGGAUACCUGGAGGGUGAGCUCCAAGCAAGAGACAUUGUGAUAGCAGCAUUAAAAUCAGAAAAAAUGAAGCAUCUUCUAAGUUCCCGCUAUCUAACCAGUACUUCGGAUCCGCACGCCGCACUAGCUCGCGAUGUGGCAAUAGUAGGUGGCGUUAUCGGAGUCGAGGGAAAUCAAAUUGAUCAACAAGUUGCUAGUCUAGAAGCGUUGGUGACACAGCAAAGGAAGGCGCAAUGCAGGAUGACUAAAGUUCUUAGAGAUGCUGAAAUUAGACAUAGAGCAGUGAUUAAAGAAUUAGAAGAGGAGAAGCGGAAACACGAACACGAUACCGCUCAAGGUGAUGACAUCACGUACGGUCUUGAGAAAGAACGAACAAGACUGAAGAAAGAGCUAGAAUUAGAAAAACAAGAGAAGAAGCGAUUAGAGGUCGAAUUGAAGAAGAUGACCGAUCAUCUUGAGGAGGAGAAGAAUCGGCAAAAGCAGAUAGUACUCCUGCUCUUAGCGGAACGCAAAAAAAUAAUCAUGAAGUACAUCGAGGAGAGAAAACGGUCUGAAGAUCUAGCUCAAAUACUUAGCGAAGAGAAAGUGAGAAUAGAUUCGAUGGCUGAGGGCCUCGAGGAGGAGAGCAAGAAGUCGCUGCAGAUGGAAGCAGAAUUGGAGAAGCAACUGGCGCAAUUCGACAUGGAGAGGCAACAGUAUCGACAGGCUCUCGUGAAGGAGGAGAAGAGAGCGAAGGAUUUCGAGAUGGAGUUAGAAAAAUUGCGAAUCGAAAUGGAAUCUUGGAAAGAAUCACAGGCUCGUCCCGCCAGAAGUGUCGGCGGAGUGCCACCACCACCGCCAGCGAAACCAGCAAAUUUAGUCGCAAUGCCGACACUCAGGCCGGCCAGUGCUCCGCAAGCAAUGAAAGGUGCGAUUCUGGGUACGGGAACGCCUAUGGUUAGUAGUAAAGUUGUUCAACCCACUGCCACGGUGUCCAGUGUUCCUGUCAGUGGACCAACAACUGGGAUCGCUAGAUCAGUAACACCUGGACAGGCACUUCGCGGGGUCACAUACACACCUAAUUUAACAUCUGUGAGCGGAGAGUCUACGGCGCCUCCAGAUACACAGGCCGUAGAUAAACGACAGCCGAUAGUACCUGGCCCCGUUAAUGCCGCGGCCGCCGCCGCGGCUAAGCUUAUCACAUCGUCGCAAGCCGCAGCGGGGAAGCUUGGUUUUCAUAUCGGCCAAUCUGCGAGUCCCGUCGCCGCCGCCGCCGCCGCCGCUGCCAGCCCCGCCGUUCAACCAUCCGUUGCCGCCACCACCGCCGCAACCGCUCCUGGCGUAAUACUACCGGCGAAAAAACCGCCGAUACCGCGCGGCGUGCCGCCCCCGGUGCCACCGAACAAGCCAGUGGUACCGCCGAAAAAGGAGGCGGCCGUUUAUCUCAGAAGACCGGAAUUGCAGUCGCAGCAAAGCGCGUCCUCGCAGCAGGACGCGGUCAAGUACGGUAAACAGACGGCCUCGUCGUCGCACAGUACGGCGGCGAACACUGUGACGAGCGGAUCCGCGUCUACUGUGCAGCAAUCACUUACGGCGAACACCGGCCAGACUGUUGUCGACGAAGAGGUCAGUAACAAAACGACGACGGAAUCGAGAUAAAUAACUAUAGAGUAGUGGAAUGGGAUUAAUCACACACUCUCGGUAGGUAGGGUAAAAAAAAAGGUGCACGAAUGCAUAUAAUGAAACACUGUCAAUACACUGUCAAUGCGCUGGUAUGUGUUCAAUUAUACAGAGCAUCGUGUGAAUGUGAUUUCAGAAAAAGCUGCGUUGAUUUAGUACUGAGAAAGAAAGAAAAAAAUAAA
Molecule: messenger RNA, 2741 nt
Organism: Pseudomyrmex gracilis
Lineage: Eukaryota; Metazoa; Arthropoda; Insecta; Hymenoptera; Formicidae
Gene: Naus
Exons: 7
Coding region: 622-2538 (638 amino acids)
Source: RefSeq, a predicted model, not a curated record